AUGAUCUAUUCAAAGCAAGAAUACUACACACCUGCAGAGGUCGCAAUCCAUAACAGUCCUAAUGACUGCUGGGUGUCUCUUAAUGGAAAGGUACUGGAUUUGACUUCUUGGUUGGAGAAGCAGCUAAAGCUCUGCAAAUGCACCAAAAGCUGCUCGUGCACCGUCAAGAACUGGUACUGCGGUGUCGACUGCAUUGAGUACUGCGCUUGUUUUAAAAGAGGGUACAUGUAUUGCGAUGCGAAAAGACUAGCAAUGACAAUAAUAGCAUAUGCCGGCAAGGACGUAAGCCACUGGUUUAAAGGUGAAGAAUGGGUGAAAUAUAUUCAUCCAAUUGUUGGUUCCAACAUUCCGUAUAUGCGCCAUGGCCAUGGCUUUAGACAGCCGGUCGUGCCGUCGACACGUUGGCGGCCCAUCAGCAAACCCUGGUGGCAAGACGAAAGCUUUGUGGUUGGGAAGUUAACUUCGAGGACCAGACCGAUUAGAAUCACCAAUACUUUAACAGGUUCAUCUGUGACGCUGGAAGUGUGUUCUGAGGAGACAAUAUAUCAAAUUAUGAUGCGUUACCUACCCUACAAUUCGCAUAUGCUCUCCUAUACUUGGCGCCAUCUAGGGAAGGGUCUCGAUUACAAUCGUACGCUCGAACAGAACGGAAUAGUUGACGAAAGGGAUUGCUUUAAUGACCUCGCGCUUCCUGAGAAUAUUUAUAUCCCUGAACUCCUGCUGUAUUAUAACGACGAUUUAACUGAAGACGGUGCAGAAAUCAGUCGGCUGUUGCAUGAUAUUAGCGAUGCAGAGAUUCAAGUGUCGGAGAGUGAAGCUGAAGAUAAUUUAUUAGAAGAUGAAGUACAGAGUUAUGCCGAAGACUAUGACGUGAGUGCUCCACCACUGGAAACCAAUCGUAAACUAAAAAUGUGUCUGAAAAGAAUCCUAAACCUCUUGAAAGUGCUUCUUCCAGUAUGUCGAUUUAUAUUAUCAUGCCACAUCGUCAAAAUCUCAGCGGCAGAAACGGUCAUAGUUAGACGGCCACUAAAGGCAGAAUAA
This is a messenger RNA of Parnassius apollo (apollo), 1041 nucleotides long. The record is from the annotation of a GenBank genome assembly. NCBI's taxonomy places the organism in Eukaryota, Metazoa, Arthropoda, Insecta, Lepidoptera, Papilionidae.